Messenger RNA from Myotis davidii, 701 nucleotides. Its product is annotated as cytochrome c oxidase protein 20 homolog. The transcript is spliced from 4 exons. Gene Ontology annotation, biological process: mitochondrial respiratory chain complex IV assembly. Gene Ontology annotation, cellular component: mitochondrial inner membrane; mitochondrion. The coding region runs from base 1 to 336 and encodes 111 amino acids. The record is from RefSeq and is a predicted model, not a curated record. Lineage: Eukaryota; Metazoa; Chordata; Mammalia; Chiroptera; Vespertilionidae.
AUGGCGUUUUUCCAGCCCUUUAAGCUCCUAGGAAUUUUAGAUGUGGAGAACAUCCCCUGUGCACGGGACUCGGUAUUAUAUGGUUCCCUAGGAUCUGUUGUGGCUGGCCUCGGACAUUUUUUGUUAACUAGUAGAAUUAGAAGAUCAUGUGAUGUCGGAGUAGGAGGAUUUAUCGUCGUGACUUUAGGAUGCUGGUUCCAUUGUAGGUAUAAUUAUGCAAAGCUAAGAAUCCAGGAAAGAAUGGCCAGAGAAGGAAUUAAAAAUAAGAUUUUAUAUGAAAGUACCCACCUUGAUCCUGAAAAAAAACCAGCAGCGGCAGCACCUGAACAGUCUUGAGCAUAGAAUCCAAAUACAACUGAUGUCCGUGUGAACCAAGAUGGACCGACUGUGUAAAACACUGCAUGUGCCAUAAGGGUUCAAUCAAGUAAAUAAAGCAUGUGUGAGUUGUAGUCUUUUUUCCACUUGUAGGAAUAUUUUAUAAACUUAUUCUGGCCCUGUUAUCUACUACCAGUAUAGCUUAAUAGUGGACUUGUCACACAAAAUAAACCUAGUGUUCAGCAAGCUUUAAAAAGUUCCUUUGUAGUGAGUGUAAACGAUGUCCAUUUUAAAUAAAAUCCCAGUUAGAUUUUAAAACUUGCCUUUAAAACAAUCGUAUUACUAUCCAGUUAAAAAAUGAGGGAAUACUUCUUGGUUCCUUUAAA